Messenger RNA from Tarenaya hassleriana, 1817 nucleotides. RefSeq lists its product as uncharacterized. The record is from RefSeq and is a predicted model, not a curated record. The transcript has 2 exons. Gene Ontology annotation, molecular function: nucleic acid binding; zinc ion binding. NCBI's taxonomy places the organism in Eukaryota, Viridiplantae, Streptophyta, Magnoliopsida, Brassicales, Cleomaceae. Bases 757 to 1626 code for a protein of 289 amino acids.
UGUUGUAUGUAAUUAUUCCGCUGCACAUAAACCUAGACAGAAAUUAUAGCUACGAUUAGAUCGUUAGGCUCUUCGUUUUCCUUCAGUGGUAUCAGAGCCUAGUUCACAUCGUAAUACGUGUUGACGUUUUAAGUCGGAAUUUUAAAUUCAGAGAACAUAAUUUAGAAUUAUGCAUGAAUUCGGGUUUGCAUGAGUACGAUUAAAUGUUAAUAUAGUUGGACUAUCAUUAACGACACCAAAAUGAAUUUGGAAUGAAAUGAAAAUAUGUUUUCAGUCGAUGAGUCGACACUUUGAUAUAAAACCUCUCGUAAUAAUUUAAACCCUUAUACCGCCCACUAGUAUGACACUUGUCAAACUAUCGAUCGUCCGUGUCACGAGAUAAUUUGCUCAGCAGACGUGUCGGAUUAUCUUUAGAAGGCAAGAUAGUGAAAUGGUGGUUCACUUACGUAGGAACGUGGUUCGGGUUUAGUUAGGCUAUAGGAACAAUUCCGGCCUAAUGGUAUAAGAUGAGUUUGAACAUGCUUUAAAACUCAUUAGGGGUCAUGUUUGACAUGAUUGAUUUGAUAAGUCUACCUAAAUAACAUAAUUCGUCGUGGGAUAAUUUGCUCAGCAGACACGACUGUUAUGUGAAAUAUGGACCUUAUCCAUCACUAGAAAUAUUUUGAGGGUUAUUUCUUAGUGAUAAAAUUUGAAAUAUGUUCGUCUGUCCCCGUUAGAAUAGUUCUAAUUAGUUGCAUAUCCUAUUAUGUAGAAUCAAUGGCUAACAACACUCCCACAAACCCAUCCUCAUCUAGCUUGAGUUCCUUCAUUCGUUCCCUGAUGGAGCGUGAUCGGUUGUCUGGGAACAAUUUUCAAGAAUGGUUGCAUACCUUGAGGAUUGUCCUCAAUCAAGAAGGCAAAGAGUAUGUCCUUGAGCAACCUUUCCCGACAAAGGAACCAGAUGAUAAAGCCGAGAAAAGCGUGAAAGACGCUUAUCAACGGCAUGUGUGGGACAACGUCGAUGUCUCUUGCUUGAUGUUGGGAUCCAUGAACUUUGACUUGUCGAAACGGUUCAGCAAGGUCAACUCGUUCGAGAUCCUUCAGGAACUGAAAUCGGUGUUCGAGGCGAAUGCUGAUAUUGAUCAGUAUAACACUCUUGCUACAUUGCUUGUUUGCCGUCUGGCACGAGGUUCUCCUGUAGGACCUCACGUUCUCAAAAUGAAAGAAUAUUUUGAGAAGCUCGAGCAGUACGAGAUGGUGUUCCCGCCAAAGGCUGUGACCGAAAUCAUCCUCCACUCCCUGCAUGAUGGGUACAAGCAGUUCCGAAUGAACUAUAACAUGCAUGGGAUGAACAAGUCCGUGAUGGAGCUUCACGGCAUGCUCAAAUCGACCGAGUCUGAUCUCGCAUCCGAAAAGGAGAUUCUCAUUGUUUCGGGAAAAAGUUCACCAAAGAGAGGACGAAACAAGGAUAAGGUUUCUGACCAAUCCGCAAACGUUGCGAAAAGGCGCUUGCCGAAACCAAAAGAAGGUGAUUGCCAUCAUUGUGGCAAACCGGGGCAUUGGAGGCGUAACUGCCCUGCCUAUCUGGAAGAUCUGAAGAAGAAGAAGCAUUCAAAUGCUUCAACUUCAGGCGAUGCGAAGAAGUAGAUCAUUGGCAAAGGGUGAAGUCGAGCUUCUUGUCGGAAAUGGAGCAAAAGUUGAUGUUGUUGUCGUUGGGAAUGUUGACAUACUUUUACCCUCUGGACUUGUUUUGGAACUUCGUAACUGUUACGCUGUACCUGCAAUAAGCAGAAAUAUUAUUUCCGUUUCAUGUCUGGAUGCUGAUGGUUUUAAAUUUA